AGUACGGGCCCAAGAAUUAUCGCGAGAGCAGCUCUGGUCAGGUAAGUAUCGGGGGCGUUCCACGAUUAAGGGGCAGUUAUGACGGUGGCCUAGGAACGUUCUCUUGGCUUUCCUUUCGGGGACCUAGAGGAACUCUGCUACAGAGCUGGAUCGGCCUUCGCGCUGAGAAGACCUCAUUCCUGAGAUCAGGCCUCACCUGGAUACGCCCAGAUUUUCUUGAAAAUUAAUUUAUUAAACUGGUUAUGCUGCUGUACAUUAUUUUUGGAUUGCUCAUACAUUUUGUGUUCUUCGCCUCCAUCUUUGACAUUUAUUUUACAUCUCCUUUGGUUCAUGGAAUGACUCCUCAGUUUACGCCAUUGCCUCCCCCAGCAAAAAGAUUAGUGCUGUUUGUUGCUGACGGCCUGCGAGCAGAUAAACUUUAUGAAUUAGAUGAAAAUGGAAAUUCUAGGGCACCAUUUAUUAGGGAUAUCAUAAUGCAUAAAGGCAGCUGGGGGAUAUCUCACACACGUGUGCCAACUGAAUCCCGGCCAGGCCAUGUAGCCCUGAUAGCAGGGUUUUAUGAAGAUGUCAGUGCAGUUGCCAAAGGAUGGAAGGAAAAUCCUGUAGAAUUUGAUUUCCUUUUUAAUGAAACCAAUUACUCAUGGAGCUGGGGAAGUCCAGAUCUCUUGGUUAUGUUUUCCAAAGGGGCUAAAAGAAAUAAUGUUUUUCCAUGUAGUUAUGAUGCCAGCAGUGAAGAUUUUGGUGCCCAGGAUGUAACAAAACUGGAUACCUGGGUUUUUGAUAAUGUUAAGGAACUCUUUCGUGGUGCCAGAAACAAUCAAUCUUUGUUUUCUAAACUAAAUGAAGACAAAAUAGUUUUUUUCUUACAUUUAUUAGGAAUAGAUACAAAUGGACAUGCUCACCGACCAUCAUCAAGGGAUUAUUUGGAUAAUAUUAAAAUAGUUGAUGAUGGAUUGAAAGAAAUUGAAUCUACUCUUAAAGAUUUUUAUGGAAAUGAUGAGAAAACAGCAUUUAUCUUUACCUCUGAUCAUGGAAUGACAGACUGGGGUUCCCAUGGGGCUGGUCAUCCUUCAGAGACUAAUACUCCUUUUGUCACUUGGGGAGCUGGAAUCAAGUAUCCUCAAAGAGUGUCAGCUCAGAAAUUUGAUGACACAUAUUUGGAAGAAUGGAAAUUGGAGAACUGGAAGAGGCACGAUGUCAAUCAGGCUGAUAUUGCACCAUUGAUGGCUUCUCUUAUUGGAGUUCCCUUUCCUCUUAAUUCAGUGGGGAUCCUUCCUGUGGAUAUAUUAAACACCACUGACCUCUUCAAAGCAGAGAGCAUGUUUACAAAUGCAGUACAGAUCCUUGAACAAUUCAAGGUGAAAAUGACUCAGAAAAAAGAAGCUACUUUAUCGUUUUUGUUUACACCCUUUAAGUCACUUUCUGAUUCUAAGCAGAUCAACAUUUUAAGAAAAGCAAGAUCUUAUAUAAAACAGAAGAAGUAUGAUGAAGCAGUCUCCCUUUGCAAGGAGCUGAUUAAUCUUGCAUUAAAAGGAUUGUCCUAUUAUCACACUUACGACAGAUUCUUUUUGGGCUUCAAUGUUGUUCUUGGUUUUGUGGGAUGGACAUCUUAUGCUUCUUUAUUGAUCAUCAAGUCUCAUUGCAACCUUACCAUAGGUGUUAGUAAAGAAGUCAAGAAACCAAGCCAUCUCCUGCUUUGUAGUUUUGUAGCUCUUGGCCUUUUAGUGGCACUUUUCCUGCUGCUUCAAGCCUGUCCCUGGACUUACUAUGUCUAUUGUUUGCUGCCAUUGCCAAUAUGGUAUGCCGUUCUAAGAGAAUUUCCAGUUAUUCAAGACUUUGUCACAUUAUUGUUGACCAACCCUCCAAAUCACUUUGUUGGAUACUUGUUACUCUUUAUCCUGGGAGUUGAAGUAUUAGUUGUCAGUUUUUUCUACCGCUAUAUGCUUACAGCUGGACUCAUCGCAUUUGCAGGUUGGCCAUUUAUCACUCCACUGUGGACUCGAGCAAAGAGCACCUCACUGAGUUGGAUUUUCUUCUGUUUGCUCCUGGCAGUGUUCCCACUGAUGCCUGUUGUAGGACGAAAGCCAGAUAUCUUUCUAGUAAUGGGUGCAGGCCUGCUGGUUCUUCUGCUAUCCCUGCUUGUUUUAACGUCUGUCAUAAGAAGAAAAAAUGGUUUUGUAAAUGAAGAGCUGGUGUUAUAUCUAUUACAGAUGCUGAGUGUGGUGGUUUCCAUUUGUGUUGUAUAUGGCACCCAUAAUAGUCUACUCAAGAAACAAGGUCUGCCUCUUAUUAAUCAGAUUGCUAGCUGGAUAAUAUUAGCCUCUUCCUUGGUCAUACCUCUACUGAGUCCUCCGAUUCUGUUUGAUCGAUUAUUUAGCAUUCUUCUUUCCUUGAUGUCGACCUACCUACUUCUAAGCACGGGGUAUGAAGCUCUUUUUCCAUUAGUACUGUCAUGUUUGAUGUUUGUCUGGAUAUACAUGGAACAAGAAACCCUGCAGCAAUCUGGUAUUUCCUGUAAACAGAAGCUUUCCACUAUCCAGUUCACCUGUAAUACUGAUUUAACCCAGUUUCGAGAUUUCUCUCUGGAUGACAUCCGUAGGGCCUUUUUCCUUGUUUUCUUCUUAGUGACAGCCUUUUUUGGAACUGGGAAUAUAGCUUCUGUUAACAGCUUUGAUCUUGCCUCUGUCUAUUGCUUUCUGACCGUAUUUAGUCCUUAUAUGAUGGGAGCCCUGAUGAUAUGGAAGAUUUUAAUCCCCUUUGUUUUUGUGAUGUGCGCUUUUGAAGCUGUUCAGUUAACUACCCAGUUAUCAUCAAAAAGUCUUUUUCUCAUGGUUAUCAUCACAUCAGACAUUAUGGCUUUGCAUUUUUUCUUCCUUAUCAAAGAUUUUGGCAGCUGGCUUGAUAUCGGAACAAGUAUCAGCCACUACGUGAUUGUCAUGUCCAUGACCAUCUUUCUGAUGUUUCUCAAUGGCCUGGCACAGAUACUCACAACAAAGAAACUCAAACUGUGGGGCAGACCCAAAAGCCACCUGAUAUGAUGUUGCCAAAGCCAUCAUUCAGCAUCCAGAUCCUGUUUUUCAUUCAGCUUGUCAACUAAAAUCUUAUCGAGGAUUCGUUCAGAAGAUGGAUAAUGAUAUAUCACAUAGUCUGCUCAUAUAAAGGAAAUUAUAUAUCGAUUCUGAAUUUAUAGGUUACCUGGAAUAAAGGAGCUUCCAUUCUCUUUAGGUUCCACCUGUAUGAAAUAGUGGUUAUGUCUGUGGACAAGCAGAGUAAAGCAUUCUCCAUUUUCA
Messenger RNA from Phacochoerus africanus (Common warthog), 3290 nucleotides. It is a transcript of the gene PIGN, whose product is annotated as phosphatidylinositol glycan anchor biosynthesis class N. Gene Ontology annotation, molecular function: mannose-ethanolamine phosphotransferase activity. Gene Ontology annotation, biological process: GPI anchor biosynthetic process. The record is from RefSeq and is a predicted model, not a curated record. Gene Ontology annotation, cellular component: endoplasmic reticulum membrane. Bases 243 to 3038 code for a protein of 931 amino acids. NCBI's taxonomy places the organism in Eukaryota, Metazoa, Chordata, Mammalia, Artiodactyla, Suidae. The transcript is spliced from 29 exons.